Messenger RNA from Knipowitschia caucasica, 2001 nucleotides. The record is from the annotation of a GenBank genome assembly. Lineage: Eukaryota; Metazoa; Chordata; Actinopteri; Gobiiformes; Gobiidae.
AUGUGGAGGCCAUGGAUGCAGCGAGCCGCAUUGUGCUGCUUGGUCAUCGAGACCUUCAUAUGCAACACACUGGGAUCCUCCUCAGGUCUCAACAUGUGCAUGAGUGGAAGUGCUACCUCCUGUGAAGACUGUCUCCUCAUCCAUCCCAGCUGCGCCUGGUGCGCACAAGAGGAUUUUGGCAUUGGACGCACGUUACCAUCUCGAUGUGAUUUCACUUCAAAUCUGGUGAAAAGAGGCUGUGACACACGACACAUAGAAUCUCCAAAGAGCAGUGUUUCUGUGCUUCAAAAUGCAUUACUAAGUUCUAAGGGUUCUGGAUCGAACCACACUAAUGUGGUCCAGAUUAUGCCUCAGAAGAUCUCCCUCAGUUUGCGACCAGGAGAGCAGACAUCUUUUGAGGUGCAGGUGCGACAGGUCGAGGACUAUCCCGUGGACCUCUACUACCUGAUGGACCUGUCUCUGUCAAUGAAGGAUGAUCUGGACACCAUCCGCAAUUUAGGCACAAAGUUGGCAGACGAAAUGGGACAACUCACCAGCAACUUCAGGCUUGGCUUUGGCUCCUUCGUGGACAAAAACAUGUCACCGUUUUCAUAUACAGCCCCAAAAUACCAAGAAAAUCCAUGCAACGGGUACAAGUUGUUUCCAAACUGCGUCCCGACCUUUGGGUUCCGCCACAUCCUCUCGUUAACGGACAAAGUGGACCGCUUCAAUCAGGAGGUGCAGAAGCAGAUGGUGUCUCGCAACAGGGAUGCCCCAGAGGGAGGGUUCGAUGCCAUCCUGCAGGCUGCUGUCUGUAAGGAGGAGAUCGGCUGGAGAAAGGAGGCCUAUCACUUGUUGGUGUUUGCCACAGAUGAUGUCCCUCACUUGGCCUUGGACGGCAGACUCGGGGGCCUGGUCCAGCCUCACGACGGACAGUGUCACCUCAAUGAGCAGAACGAGUAUAGAGCUUCAACUCAAAUGGACUACCCUUCUCUGGCACUGCUGGGGGAGAAACUUGCAGAAAACAACAUCUUUCUAAUCUUUGCCGUCACAAAGCGUCUCUAUGUCAUUUAUAAGAAUUUCACAGCUCUCAUACCUGGCACAACAGUGGAAAUCUUAGACCAGGACUCCAAGAAUGUCAUACAGCUCAUCGUUAACGCUUACAAUAACAUCCGGUCCAAAGUGGAGCUGUCUGUGUGGGACCACCCUGAGGACCUGAGCCUCUCCUUCACAGCCACCUGUCAGGAUGGGAAGCCUCUGCCAGGCCUCAGGAAGUGUGUGGACCUCAAGAUCGGAGACACUGUUUCUUUUAAUGUCAGUGUGGAUGCGAGAGGUUGUCCUCCUAAAGGCACAGACCAGACUUUCACCAUCAAACCAGUGGGAUUUAAAGAUCGCUUGGAGGUGACCGUUGACUAUCAGUGCAAAUGUAUGUGCUCCCACAGAGCUCUUACCAACAGCAGCGUGUGCAGCUCCAUCGGUACGUACACAUGUGGGACCUGCCAGUGCGACUCGGGGUACCUGGGAGCCCGCUGUGAGUGCCAGGAGGGUGAGGCGGGCAGCAUGUACCUGAGUGCCUGCAGAGAGACCGAGGGCAAACAGAUCUGCAGCGGGAGAGGCGAGUGCAGCUGCAACCAGUGCCUCUGCUUCGAGUCGGAGUUUGGAAAAAUCUAUGGACGUUUCUGUGAAUGUGACGACUUCUCCUGCGCCAGACACAAAGGCAUCCUCUGCUCAGUUUUCUCCAAGUUUUCUCCGUCCUCUCCCCUUCCUCUCCCCUUCCUCUCCCCUUCCUCUCCCCUUCCUCUCCCCUUCCUCUCCCCUUCCUCUCCCCUUCCUCUCCCCUUCCUCUCCCCUUCCUCUCCCCUUCCUCUCCCCUUCCUCUCCCCUUCCUCUCCCCUUCCUCUCCCCUUCCUCUCCCCUUCCUCUCUCCUUCCUCUCUCCUUCCUCUCCCCUUCCUCUCCCCGUCUGUGCCCAGAAGCAGGUCCUGUCAUUUCGGGACAUGUCUCCACAGCGCUGGUGCAGUGA